Messenger RNA from Australozyma saopauloensis, 1356 nucleotides. RefSeq names its product phenylalanine--tRNA ligase (gene MSF1). The transcript has a single exon. NCBI's taxonomy places the organism in Eukaryota, Fungi, Ascomycota, Pichiomycetes, Serinales, Metschnikowiaceae. Gene Ontology annotation, cellular component: mitochondrion; cytoplasm. Bases 1 to 1356 code for a protein of 451 amino acids. The record is from RefSeq and is a predicted model, not a curated record. Gene Ontology annotation, molecular function: phenylalanine-tRNA ligase activity; ATP binding; tRNA binding. Gene Ontology annotation, biological process: phenylalanyl-tRNA aminoacylation.
AUGCUCACGCAAUCCCAACGUGUGUUUGGUCUAACACGGCGGACAGCCUUCAACUUUGUCAGGCACGUGUCCAAGUAUCCACCGACCAUCGAUUUGGACGGAAAGCUGUACAAAACAGACGAAUGGACCAAUGUUCCACCUCAGAUCUUGAGUCUUACCGAAAGACAGCUUCACCAAGAUCCAAACCAUCCAAUCGGAAUUCUCCGUGACCUAAUAGAGAAGAACUUCCGAGGUUUGGGCUAUACUUUCUACAACAACUUCCGUCCAACUGUGACUACUUUCCAGAACUUUGAUGUUCUUGGGUUCCCACAAGAUCACCCUGGCCGGUCCAAGCUGGACACGUACUACUUGAACAAAGAGCACCUUUUGAGAACACACACGUCUGCACACGAGCAUGAGUGUUUCCAAGAAUGUGAGACUCCGGGAUACUUCAUCACGGCGGAUGUCUAUAGAAGAGACGAAAUCGAUAGAACACACUAUCCGGCUUUCCAUCAAAUGGAAGGUGCCAGACUUUGGUCUAAAAACACAAAGGACUUAGAGAAACAACUAGAAAACGACAUUGCGGCAAUUCCCCCUACGGAAAUCAUUGUAGAGGAUCCGUUCAGAGAUGCUCCAUUCAACGUCGAGAACCCUAAACAAACUUACAUGUCGGACAACGAAGUUAGAUUGAUCUCCACGCACUUGAAGAAAACUCUAGAGUAUUUGGUCAAUUUGGUUUUCGAAGAGGCUAAGAAAUCAGCCAUCAAGGCUGGCUCAACCGAAGAGUACUUGAACGAGCCUUUAAAGGUGCGUUGGGUGGAGGCAUACUUUCCUUGGACGUCGCCAUCAUGGGAAAUUGAGGUUUGGUGGAAGGGCGAAUGGCUCGAAUGUUGUGGAUGUGGUUUAGUACAGCAACAAGUUUUGCUCAACUCAGGUCUUCCUGAGGAUAGAUUAGGAUGGGCGUUUGGUAUUGGUCUUGAUAGAAUCGCUAUGUUGCUCUUUGGCAUUCCUGACAUUCGUCUUUUCUGGUCCCGCGACGAGAGAUUCGGCAAGCAGUUCCUGGAGGGCCAGAUUUCAACCUUCCAACCUUUUUCUAAGUAUCCUGGAGUCAGAAGAGACGUGAGUUACUGGGUAAAUGGAGAUAAUGCUUUGCACACUAAUGACUUGAUGGAAAUCGUUCGUGCUCAUGGAGGAGACCUUAUUGAAAGCGUCGUUCUCAAGGACGAGUUUGAACAUCCAAAGACAGGCAAGAAAUCGCAAUGCUACAGUAUCCACUACCAGUCGAUGGAGAGAACCUUGACCAAUGCUGAAAUUAAUAAAAUCCACUCCAAUGUGGAGGGAGACCUUGUAAAUACAUUCCAAGUGGAGAUUCGCUAA